Messenger RNA from Loa loa (African eye worm), 1242 nucleotides. Its product is annotated as aspartic protease BmAsp-1. NCBI's taxonomy places the organism in Eukaryota, Metazoa, Nematoda, Chromadorea, Rhabditida, Onchocercidae. The record is from RefSeq and is a predicted model, not a curated record. The transcript has 8 exons. The coding region runs from base 1 to 1242 and encodes 413 amino acids. Gene Ontology annotation, biological process: proteolysis; cell death. Gene Ontology annotation, molecular function: aspartic-type endopeptidase activity. Gene Ontology annotation, cellular component: lysosome.
AUGAAAAUUACACUGGUUUUGGUAGUUUUAUAUCAUAUAUCGUUGAUAGUUCAUGCAGCUGUACAUCGCGCUACGAUAAAGAAAACUCUCUCCAUGCGUCAACAACUUUUACGAGCUGGGAAACUGAAGGAAUACAAUCAGCUAGUUAAAUCAUUGCUUCGAGAAUCUGGAAUGGCUAGACUUCUUGACUAUAUGGACGAUGUCUAUGUAAUGAACAUCACUCUCGGAUCGCCGCCACAACAAUUCGAAGUUGUUCCCGAUACAGGAAGUUCAGAUUUAUGGGUCCUUUCGAUGGAAUGUAAAAGUGAUUCAUGCACAGGAGGAGACAGUACACAAACACGAAAAAAACGUGCAAGAAACCGAUUUGAUUCAAGGUCUUCAUUAUUAUUUCCAUUAGAAGCAGCUCCUAUAAAUGAUAGGAAAUCUUCAACAUAUAAAGCUUAUGGCCGAAACUUUUCAAUAAAUUAUGCGUCAGGCCGCUGCGCAGGUAUACUUGGGAUUGAUCAGCUUUCAUUUGCUGACUUCACAAUUACAAAUCAAAUAUUCGGCCUAGUGCAUGAUAUUGAUCGCAUGUUCGGUAAUCUCCCGAUAGAUGGUGUAAUGGGUCUUGCUUGGCCAGCUCUUUCAUCCUUCAAGGUUACUCAACCGAUGCAAAGUAUACUUGAUGACCUCGAUUUCCCAAUAAUGUCAAUUUACAUGUAUACAUAUGUGGGACCACCGAUGGAAGAAGUUUUAGGAGGCGCAAUCACGUUCGGUUAUGCUGACGAUGAUUAUUGCUAUGAAGUGAUCGGAUGGGUAGAGUUGACUUCCCAGACGUUCUGGCAAUUUACUGUACAAGGUGUGAGAGUUAAUUCGUAUGAGAGCACCAGUUGGCAACAAGCUAUCUCCGAUACCGGGUCAUCUUACCUGCAAAUACCGUCAUUCCUCAUGAAGUCAAUUGUUGAAAGCAUCAACGCUACAUAUUCAUUCGAAUAUGAAGUUUACGUGAUUGAUUGUGCCAUGAAAGAAAAUGGUCCUGCUAUUGAAAUUAUCAUGGACGACAAAUCCUAUCCAAUACUACCCAACCAAUACAUUAAAAGGUAUUACAACGAGAAUCAUAAGCCGAUAUGCAUGUUUGCGGCACUCGAGAAUUUUGGUGUCGGAUUUAGUCCAUCUUGGAUUCUUGGUGAUGUCUUCAUAAGUUCUUAUUGUCACAUCUACGAUUUCGCAAACAAUCGCAUUGGUUUCUCCGCAGUUUGGUAG